AUGGAUAAAAUCAGGAUUCUAACGCCUCAAAAAAGCAAAGUUUAUUCAGAUGGAAGUCAGAGUGCAUAUAUCAAAAGUAGUGAUAAAUAAUUAGGAUUUGAAGCCUUCACCCCAAGCCCUAAAAAGAAUCAAUUGUCCCAAACUCCAGUUAAAAUACACAAUUUUAAAACAAACGAAAAUACUUACACAAGACUUCCUGAAAUGCACAAUUACGAGUCAAUAAAAGUGCCUUUGAAAAGCAAAGAGCCUAUUGUUUUACCUAAUCAAAAUACUGGACUUUUAGAAGAAGAACUGCAAAGUAUGUUUAAGACUGCAACAGAUGAAAUAGGCUAUUUUCCUGAUAUAAAAACUACACUUCUGCAGUUUUUAACCUUUUGCACUGCUAUUUUAGGAAUUUUUGUGCUCAGUUCUAUCAUUUGAGACAUUAUGAAUGAGCAACGAUAUUGCAGUGAGAUUAAUGAAUCAGGAUGCUUACCUUGCCCUCAACAUAGCAUAUGCUCUGGAAAAAGUAUGCAUUGCGAGCACUCUUUUAUCAAGAUUCAAAAUAAAUGCAUCGAAAACAGCAAAGAAGAAAUCAAAAUCCAUUCAAUUUUUGGCGAGAUUGAAAGGUAUGUUUCUGAGCAUGCGAGAUUAGAAUACAGAGCUAGUAGAUCUUGCUUUAAGAUGACCCUCAAAGAAUAUUUUUACCUAUUUCCUCAAGAAUAUUUUAUUGAGAGAGCUACGAUUAGAGAGGGUUCAAACGAGGUUUAUUUCAAACCCUAUCCAGUCCACGCUCAUGAGGCGUCAAGCACUAAAGCCCUCCUAACGCCCUUUUCCUUCUGGACAGCUAAAAAUGAUGACGUCGUCAGCCUAAUGGGGAAACUCACCCGAACCUGCUGGGCCAAAAAUUGUAGCACAGGACAGAUUAACCCCUGCUAGCGCUCAUAGUAUGAAGGACCCGUCCAAUACCUCCCAUGGAGCUAUCUCUGCCAUUUACAGGCAGCAUAAUGCUCCUCCAGAAGUGUCCGAUUUUUGUAGACCUUCCAUUGGGUCGAGGGGAGGCCCAGUCAGCCCAAGCCUGCGCCCACCCCUUAUGCAACUCCCAUGGCAUUUUAUUUUUUAAUUCAGCCAAAAUUUUGGGUUUUGCUUUCUGUUGCCCCUAGGCAUGCCAUGGCGGCAUUUUUAUAUUUUAUUGAAGAAAAAAUAAAAGAGCUUCUUGAUAAAAAUGAAUCAUCAGUCAUUGAGGUUUUUAGAGAAAAUAGCAUUGAUUUUAUUAAAGCUAAAGUGCUGAAAUUCAAACUUGAAGACAUUAUUAUCAUUUUUUUGCAAGACAAUAGAAUAUUUUUUGAAAUCUUAGUCACAAUAAUUAUAUUGUCAUUUACCUUCUAUAAAAUUCAUGCAGUAAAAGAAAAGACGAGGAGAAGUGCAAAGAAAAUUUACGACCUGAUUUGUAGCCAGCUAAAAAAGAACUGCGACGGCACUAGCAACCAUGGCAUUCUUGAAUCAAGAUUAAAAAAUAUUUUGAUUGAAAGCCUAGGGUUGAAAUUAUUCGAAAAGAUAUGGAUAGUUAUCCAAAAAACACAAAAGACAGACUAUUAUCUUAUUAGCAGAAAGCGGACCUCUGAAAGAGGUGAAGAUUAUUUAUGGCAAUGGAACGACAAAUAA
This is a messenger RNA of Blepharisma stoltei, 1644 nucleotides long. NCBI's taxonomy places the organism in Eukaryota, Ciliophora, Heterotrichea, Heterotrichida, Blepharismidae. The record is from the annotation of a GenBank genome assembly.